AUGUCGGGCAACAAAAAGCCCAAGGCGCCCAAGCGGAGUCUGGAGGCCGACAGUGCGUUCACCCGGGCAUUGGGCAGCACCGACUACCACACCCGGGAGGCCGGGCUGCGAGCGCUGCAGACGUUCCUCGCCCGGAAGAGCGACAUUGAGGAGCUUGACCUGCUCAAGCUGUGGAAGGGCAUCUUCUACUGCUUUUGGCACUCGGAUAAGAGCGCAGUGCAGGUGGGCUGGCUGUACUACCAGACCUUUGUGCGCACGAUGCGGCGCGAGUGGGCGGGCAUCGACCACCUGCGCCUGGAUAAGUUCAUGAUGCUCAUCCGCAAGGUGCUGGCGGCCGCGCUGCGCCAGCUGCAGGCACACGGAUGGCAGCAGCGCCGCGUGGCGCGCCUGGGCGACUUCUGGCUGCAGGAGGUGCUGCUGCCGCGGGACACGCUGGUGGCGGUGGGGGUGGCCUACCACCUCACCGACCUGCUGCUGCCGGAGCUGGCGCGGUGCCUGCAAGAGGGCGGCGCCAAAGGCGCGGCGCCCGGCGACGCCACGCUGCGCGUGCUGCUGGAGCCCUUCUGCGCCGCGCUGGCAGCCACCCACCACCCGGCCCUGGUGCACCGCCUCAGGCAGGGCGUGUUUGACCCCCUGGUGGAGGAGGUGCGGCAGGAGGGCGAGGCGGCGGCGCUGCGGGAGCUGGAUGUGGCGGCGCUGGCGGCGCACCUGUUUGAGCUGGGGUCCAAUCCAGAGGCGAGGGCACGCAACCGGGAGGCGCUGUAUGCCGUGAGCGGCGCGCUGGAGCGCGCGGCAGCCAAGCGGCCCCGCACGGAGCGGCAGCCGCCGCAGGCGCCGCAAGCCGUCGCGCCGCCGCAGCGCAAGCCGCAGCACGAGCAGCAGGAGCAGCGGGCGCAGCAGGUGGCCGAGGCGCCGGCGCAGCAGGUGCAGAAGGCUGCCAGCAGCGCCCAGUCGGGCAAGAAGCGGCGGGGGCUGGCGGCGGGGCAGGAGGCAGCCGGGGCUGCUCUGCUGGCGCAGCAGGCGCUGGCGGCGGCGCCAGCCGACCAGGCCGCGGCCCCGGCCGCACCCUCAGCGCCCAGCAGCAGCCAGAAGAAGAGGAAGAAGGCGUCUCGGCUGGGGCUGGCGGAGGCGGCGCAGGGCGAGGCGCCAGCUGCUGCGGUGGCGGCUCCGGCGGCGGCAGCGGGGCGGAGCCAGGAGGAGGCUGCGCCUGCGGGGCGCGGGCGGCGCCAGUCCCGCGCCAUCCCCGCCCGCGAGCAGGAGCUUCUGGCGGCGGCGGUGGCGGCUGUGACGGGCGGCGGCACGCCCGGCGGCGGUGAGGACGGCGGCGAGGGCACCCCCGGCGAGGGCAGCCCCAGCAAGAAGAAAAACGUGCGGUUCAGCCUGCGCCGCAACCUGGUCAACGUCAUCGGCCAGCCGCCCAAGCCGCAGGAUGUGCGCACGCCGCCCACCGCCAAGCCCAAGGGGUCCGCGCUCAAGCGGGACAGCAAGUGGGACGGCCCCGCCGGCGCCGCCGACCGCCUGCUGACGCGUGCGGCACCACGCGUGGCAGCGUGCAUGUCGCGCCGCACCUUGGCCAGCACCGCCAGGUAG
This is a messenger RNA of Chlorella variabilis, 1590 nucleotides long. RefSeq lists its product as hypothetical. Lineage: Eukaryota; Viridiplantae; Chlorophyta; Trebouxiophyceae; Chlorellales; Chlorellaceae. The record is from RefSeq and is a predicted model, not a curated record. Gene Ontology annotation, cellular component: preribosome, large subunit precursor; nucleus; preribosome, small subunit precursor. The transcript is spliced from 6 exons. The coding region runs from base 1 to 1590 and encodes 529 amino acids. Gene Ontology annotation, biological process: rRNA processing.